Vitrella brassicaformis is the source of this 1133-nucleotide messenger RNA. Lineage: Eukaryota; Vitrellaceae. The record is from the annotation of a GenBank genome assembly.
AUGACCCUUCAGCGCAGAUGUUCUGCACAGGCACAACCAGAUCUCGUGUACCUCAAGCAAGCUCCACCAAUCGCAUCCACGAGACCCCCCCCAGCCCGCCCCCGUCUCGCGUCUCCUCCCUUGCAAAUUCAUCCUAUCCCAUUCAUCCCUAUUUCACCCACCUUUGCAUUGGUAUGAUGUACAGUACUGUACCUCCGUGGGCCCUCUGCACGACCCGCGUGCCUAUCGCUGUGUGACUCAGAUGGUGCUGUCUAAGACCGUACGCACGCUGCUGCUUCUCGUGGCCACUGUGUCGCUCUGCAGCGCCUCGCUCCUCAACAGACGUCGCGGUGGGCGGGGCACGCACUCGGGGCACCAGAGCAGCGACGCGGAACAUCGAUUGAGUGGCGGCCUUGCUGUCUGGCUGUCUGUGCAGCAAUCCGUUACCACGGGCCGACUGAUUGCGACAAGGACAAGACUGCAAGGAGAAAGGAGAGAAGCUUAAGUGCUUCAAGAGGAUCUGGGACGACGUGACCCAAUCCGAGCAGACACCCAAACAGGGAGUCUGCCGGGUAUGCAUACAUGUAGCGAGCUGGACUUGCGGCGUUCCCUCGUGCCCACGUGUCUCGUAUUGUUUGUUUUUGUGUGGGCGUGCAGACCUCCGGAGUGCAGGGCGACAAAUGGUAAGUACGCGGCCCAUGCACCCGAUCAAACAUAGCUAGUAGAUGAUUCAGAACUGGCUCUUUCUCCAUGUGUGUCUGCAGCUGGCCAGGCCACGGGUGUGGCGUGUACCAGGGGCAAUUGCCCGAUAAGCCCGUGUACGGCGAGAAGCCCCUGUGGUGUCUCCCCAAGGACAUCCCAAGAGAGGGGCCCCUCGGAGCCGGUCUCUUGCAAGCGAGUGGCCCCUUCAUCUGCAACCGAGAGGCAAUCGACGUCAAGAAGGACAGGCAGGCGCGAGGUUUGGAGUGAGAGUACUGAGUGAGUGAAUUACUGUGUGUUGAGUCGCAUUGGCGUGUCUGUCAAUCCAACCCGAAGCCCAAGUUCCAAGAUGCAUCCAUCCGACACAUGUGUGCGUGAAUGGCCCGUGGCGCACAGCCAGGCCAGGCCAGGGAGGCGGAGAGAACCGACCACGCUGAUGCAGUGAAUCCGUCCCC